AUGAAAUACAUCAAGGAUGAAAUAUUUGUCAUUCAUGGUGCCGCAGUAGGAUUCACAGCGUGUAUCUCGACUCGAGAUGUAACAAAUCUUGGGAUUCACCACACCAUUGUUUAUGACAGGAUCAUUACAAAUACUUCGGGUGCAUAUCAUGCCUCCACUGGAAUAUUCACAGCUCCUUAUAAAGGGUUGUAUGUGUUUUCUUCUACUGCAAUGUCCGUUGCUGGACAUAAACAAUAUUUGGAGAUUGUAAAAGAUGGCGCUGUUGUCAACAAGUUCCUUGUCGACGCCAGUGGUAAUCAGGGAUAUGAGGCAACCGGCAAUCAGUGGGUGCUUGAAAUGGAUCAAGGGUCCGAAAUUUGGAUAAGAACGAGUCAUGCUGGGGAAAUACAUGGAUACUGUUAUACACUCUUUUCAGGAUUCCUUCUUUCAGAAAUUUAUUAA
This is a messenger RNA of Ruditapes philippinarum (Manila clam), 441 nucleotides long. RefSeq names its product complement C1q-like protein 4. Gene Ontology annotation, molecular function: protein binding. Lineage: Eukaryota; Metazoa; Mollusca; Bivalvia; Venerida; Veneridae. The coding region runs from base 1 to 441 and encodes 146 amino acids. The transcript is spliced from 2 exons. The record is from RefSeq and is a predicted model, not a curated record.